AUGGCGGAAGCGGUCAAGGCAGCGGCCGCGCGCCAAUUACCGGCUUUCAAGCUUGGACAGCGACAGGUCUAUCUGCCAACGCACAUCAUCACCAUGCUGCACAAAGAGCAUCUUCCUGCCAACGAAGCCUGCUUCCAGGUGCCCAUCACAUUCACGAAAUUCGAUCUGCGCGACUACCUAUGGAACCUGUACAACGUCGAGGUCAAGACGGUGCGGUCGUACGUCAAGGGGCGGCCGCUGGCCGAGCGCCCGAACCGGCCGGGCUCCACGUACCGGCCGCAGGCGCUCAAGAUCAUGACGGUCGAGCUGGCGCAGCCGUUCCAGUGGCCCGCGCUGCCCGCGGACCGGGCGCCGUGGAACCACGAGCUGUUCGAGAUGCGCGAGGCAUCGUUUGCGGCGCGCCGCGACGACCAGUACAACGCCGCCAACCGCAUCAUCCCGAUGGCGAGCCGCCAGCCCCGGACUGAGGAGCGCAAGAAGCUGGCCGGCCUGGCCAAGGACCUGCUCUCCGGCCGGAAGAAGUGGUCCAACCAGGUGCAGCUCGACUCCAAGUGGGACGCCAUCGUCCAGGAGGCGACGGCUGGCGCCAAGCCGGGCAGCGCGAAGAAAGAGUCGGCCGCGGAGAGGAUUGCCCUGGAAAAGGACGCCAAGGACGCAGCGACAAGAACAAAUCCCAAACCUGAGCAAUAA
This is a messenger RNA of Cordyceps militaris CM01, 690 nucleotides long. RefSeq names its product mitochondrial ribosomal protein L23, putative. Bases 1 to 690 code for a protein of 229 amino acids. The transcript has 2 exons. Gene Ontology annotation, molecular function: structural constituent of ribosome. Gene Ontology annotation, cellular component: ribosome; mitochondrial large ribosomal subunit. The record is from RefSeq and is a predicted model, not a curated record. NCBI's taxonomy places the organism in Eukaryota, Fungi, Ascomycota, Sordariomycetes, Hypocreales, Cordycipitaceae. Gene Ontology annotation, biological process: mitochondrial translation.